Molecule: messenger RNA, 489 nt
Organism: Drosophila serrata
Lineage: Eukaryota; Metazoa; Arthropoda; Insecta; Diptera; Drosophilidae
Gene: Tom7
Product: Translocase of outer membrane 7
Biological process (GO): protein import into mitochondrial matrix
Cellular component (GO): mitochondrial outer membrane translocase complex
Source: RefSeq, a predicted model, not a curated record
AUAUCGUCACUUUAUUAUUAACAAAUUCUGAAUGUUGAAAAUCAUAUUCGUUCGGACAGUCUGCGACGCAAUUUUCGCAUAAAAUCAACAAAAGGCAAACAUUUCUUACCCACUAUUUCUUGACACUCUAGUCGGUGCAUUGGAUUUUAUUUCAUAAUUGGCAGAGAAAAAAUAACUGAUAUUUACGAAAAUGGAGCUUUCUGAGGGAGUCAAGGAGCGUCUGGGAGUCGUCGUCGGCGCCCUGCAGACCACAUUCCACUGGGGAUUCGUGCCCUUUGUGUUGUAUUUAGGCUUCAGGAAGGGUGCCGAGCCCGGCAUGCCCCCUUGACCAUCUUGAGUCUGUUGUGGCAAUAGAUAAUCACUCUCCGACCGAAACGCAAUGUAAAAUUCACGAUGUGCGCUCUGCAUUUCUGUUAUGAUUGGAUUCCUGGGCACUUUCCUGGUACCUGCAGUUGUAGGAAAUAAAGUUAUGUUAGAUCAAAACCAAAA